Messenger RNA from Prinia subflava (tawny-flanked prinia), 1231 nucleotides. RefSeq names its product neuronal differentiation 1 (gene NEUROD1). Lineage: Eukaryota; Metazoa; Chordata; Aves; Passeriformes; Cisticolidae. Gene Ontology annotation, cellular component: nucleus. Gene Ontology annotation, biological process: positive regulation of transcription by RNA polymerase II; sensory organ development; nervous system development. Gene Ontology annotation, molecular function: protein dimerization activity; E-box binding; DNA-binding transcription factor activity, RNA polymerase II-specific. The record is from RefSeq and is a predicted model, not a curated record. The transcript has a single exon. Bases 1 to 1098 code for a protein of 365 amino acids.
AUGCAGAGGCUCACCAUGACGAAGUCGUACAGCGAGAGCGGGCUGAUGGGCGAGCCCCAGCCGCAGGGCCCCCCGAGCUGGACGGACGAGUGCCUCAGCUCCCAGGACGAGGAGCACGAGGUAGACAAGAAGGAGGAGGACCUGGAGGGUCUGCACGCCGAGGCCGAGGAGGACUCGCUGCGGAACGGAGAGGAAGAGGACGAGGAGGACGACUUGGACGAAGAGGAGGAGGAAGAGGAGGAGGAGGAAGACGACGACCAGAAGCCCAAGAGGCGGGGCCCCAAGAAGAAGAAGAUGACCAAGGCUCGCAUGGAGCGGUUCAAGCUGCGGCGCAUGAAGGCCAAUGCCCGGGAGCGCAACCGCAUGCACGGGCUGAACGCGGCCCUGGACAACCUGCGCAAGGUGGUGCCCUGCUACUCCAAGACGCAGAAGCUCUCCAAGAUCGAGACCCUGCGCCUGGCCAAGAACUACAUUUGGGCGCUCUCCGAGAUCCUCCGCUCGGGCAAGAGCCCGGACCUGGUGUCCUUCGUGCAGACCCUCUGCAAGGGCCUGUCGCAGCCCACCACCAACUUGGUGGCCGGCUGCCUGCAGCUCAACCCGCGGACUUUCCUGCCCGAGCAGAGCCAGGAGGUGCCGCCGCACGUGGCGGCGGCGGCGGGCGCGCCCUUCCCGGCGCACCCCUACCCCUACCAGUCUCCGGGCUUGCCCAGCCCGCCCUACGGCACCAUGGACAGCUCCCACCUCUUCCACCUCAAGCCGCCGCACGCCUACGGCGCCGCGCUGGAGCCCUUCUUCGAGAGCGGGCUGGCGGAGGGCGCCAGCCCCGCCUUCGACGGGCCGCUCAGCCCGCCCCUCAGCGUGAACGGCAACUUCUCCUUCAAGCACGAGCCGGCCGCCGACUUCGACAAGAGCUACGCCUUCUCCAUGCACUACCCCGCCGCCGCCGCCGCGCUGGCCGCCGCGCCCGCCCACGCCGCCAUCUUCCCGCCCGCCGCCUCCCGCUGCGAGAUCCCGGUGGACGGGCUGGCGCCCUACGAGGGCCACCCGCACCACGAGCGCGUCCUCAGCGCCCAGCUCAACGCCAUCUUCCACGACUGAGCCCCCGCGCCCAGCGAGGGCCGGGCAGCCGCGCCCGCCGCCCGCCACCGCCUUGUUUACAGGGGCCGGCCCGGCGGGUCCCGCCGCCGCCGCGGGGCCGCCGCGUCCCCCCGCUCACCCGCGGGCCUCGCUU